AUGACGUCACAACUAACGAAAUCCACUUCACCAUCUGAAAAUGGUAGACUUGGUUUUCCGAUGAGUGAUUCUACGGUAGCGUUUUUGCCAGGAAAAUUUGGCAAAGAAAAAUCAACAACAGGAACCUGGUGUGCUAACCCCAGACUUGUUUUGGCCAUUGUGACCGUUAUUAUUCUUCUGUUAGCAUUAGUUAUUGUUCUUAUAAUUUUGUUGACUGUAAACAAAUCAAAAGGUACUGUUGAGACAAAUGGCCAGCAGUCAUCCAGCUGUUCCCUUUCAAAGGGAGCAAAACGCAUUGGCUUGGGCUCAUUUCUUAACGAGCUUGAACGGAGAUACUACGAGUUGAUGCCGGAAAAAAUCGGUUUUAAGACCGAUGUCACAACAGACGAAGUUCGUAAACAUUACAGGCCUUACGAUCCUCACCCGAACGCCAUCAAGAACUUCACCGACCAGGUCCGAAAGCUUUACGACAGGCUGGAGGUAAUACUCGGGAAGGCGAAUGGGUCGUUAUUAACUAUGCGCGAAAACAAGGGAAUGUAUUUAGCGCAGUUCUUGUUGAGGAAUUCUUUCGACUGGGGUCCUUACCAACGAGAUUAUUACGCUGGUGACUGGAUGUUUGAGCCGAAUUUAUACUGCUGGCAACCGAUAUGUGACAUUCUAACAAACUUAGAGAAAGUGAUUUUAAGGUUUCAGCCAAAAAACCUCGCUGAAAUGGAAGCAAUUGAAGAACUUCUGAAAAAGCAUAAUGAUACUAUUUCACAGUAUAUUGAGAAUCUGAAAUUGGGCGUGGCCACUGGCAUGGUUCGAUCCGUGAGAUCUUGUAAGGCCGGUAUCAACGCUCUAAAGAGAAGGUAUUACGAUGUGGCAGUCAACAAUGCUUCAGGUAAGUGUGGGAGGCAAUUUUUAUCUCACUCCUUUAACUAUUAUUCACUCAGAAUUUUAAUAAGGGACACACCAAUGUAACGCCAAUAUUUCCAACUACUUUUUAGUCUUUGGAUCGAUCGGAGUCAUCUAGUUCGAUCAUUCCCAUCUAUUGAAAGCUAUUAAUCAGAUGUAUUUUUGCUUAUUUAACAAUUAUUAUUCCUCGAGCGCGAAUGGGCUCUGAGUCAAUAGCCCACGAGGCCUGACUCAGAGGCCAUGAGGGCAAGAGGAAUAAUUACCAAUUAAUCUAUGAGGCUGAGUAGGAUAUGAGGAAUUAAGCAGAUCGAGGAGGGUGUUAUCCACGGAGGCCGAAGGCCGAGGUGGAUAACAUCCUCCGAGAUCUGUUUAAUUCUUCAUAUCCUACAAAAGCCGAAUUCAUUAAUUGCUUUAUUAUUCAUUCAAAAUAAUUCCUAGUUUAAAAACAUAGCUAAAACAUGCUUACCUGUUAAGUUUAUCUUCGAUAGUGUACGUGUAGGUUUGUCCAGCUCCGCAAAUAUUCUCCAAAUAGCAGAUGUCGCCCUCCGAGUUGUCUUCUUGCUGUUUUUGCUAUGUUUUUAGCCAUUAGUUCGCCUAGUUCCAGCGUAGUUUUUACUCUUGAAACGAGUGAAGUGUUUUCACAACAAAAACAACUCAACCUCGUCCCCAGGUCUUGUCGGUUAACGGUGCAUUAACUUGUAGAAGGCUGCAUUUUUGACGUAAUUUCCUCGUUAAACACAAAAUUCUUCCAAAUUUGGUCAUCAGUAACUGGUUAUGGUGAAUUAUGCGUGUCAGAAUUGGGGAAAUAUUUUGAAUGAAUAAUAAUUGUUUUUAAUUAGUAAAAUCCAACUAGUUGGUCAAAAAUAUCGAGACAAAACAACUUUAGCUAAUUAAAGCUAGACUUUAAUCCUUUUUUUCUGCCAAAAGUCGGCGCUUAUCACUACUGGUGAGCUAUAACAUAUAGCCUAGUAGUAGCUCAGCAAAGCAGAAAGCUACCGAGCAGUACUUUCCUGUGGUGCUGACGCAGUACAAGGUAGUUUUAACUUUGGAGUUUGUCGUUGACGUACUUAAGCCUAACCAUUCAAAUGAACGUUAUAUUACUGAGCAUUACACUCUCCUGUUGUGAUAUAUCUAUAAUCCUCCGUACAGUUAAGGUGGUUCUACUAACGUCCUUUUAGUCAGUAGAUGAAAUCUGCUUGAACUGUCAUGAUUUGAUGGGUUUCUCAAUAUUUCGCGAAGUAUAAUUUUGAUUGAUAUUUAAAAUAAAAAAAAGAGAGACUUGAGCAGACUUGGCAAAAUAACGCUUUUUAUAGCAGCGUGGCUAUUAAAUAGUACGGUAGCAUUUUGGGGUUCGUCAUAGACAAUGGAAUCGAAAUUGUAAUCCGUUUUUUCAUAAAUGAUGAUAUCCUUUCUUUAUUCUUAGGUAUUCUCAACGAGGGGGUAGCCAUAUCAAUUCUUGCUGACAGCUUCACUGCCAAAAUUACCCAGGACAUGAACAGCACGUGGUACGAGAGACGACAAGAGAGCGUACGCACCUCCCUCAAAAGAUUUUUAUUGCUUUAUCUGGGGGAACCACUGCACAGACUUUUGAGGUUCGUGAGCGCUUUGAUAAUCAGACAUUACGAUUAUCAAAAAAAAAACUGAUCUUGACGGAAAAAAGAGUCCGCUGUUGGGACACUGUACAGUGAAACCCUGCUUAACGUACACUCGCUUAAUUAGGACAGUUUGCUUUGUCCCUGGGGACAUUUUCUCUAAUUUCAAUCCGCUUGAUACGACCUGCCUCGUACCCAGACGUCUCUCUCUCUCUCUCUCUCGAUGAAAAUGUGCGCGCAAGAAAAGGCGGGAAGGAGACAACUGUACCCUUCCCAUGGUCCCUUGCGGUUCAUCACCAGUGAAUCACGUUUCGCGCUCGACUCUACCAUGCGAAAAACGAAGCGCCUGAGUAGGAAGCUGGGGUUUGACUGUAUAACAGAAAAAAUUUCUUCAACACCGAAAAUUUCUUGAAAGUUACGCAGGGCUAUCGGGCCCAUCGGGAUCCCUUCAUCUUAGAUAUUUGUUGUUAUUCGCAGCCUCGUUUUGGUGAGGCGGCAAAAUGUCGCGCCAUGUAAGGGAAGCCAUGAUCCUGGGCUUUGGAAAUCCCGAGUACAGCUCAAGGAAUCUAGAAUCCCACUAAGGGUAGAACUCAGAAUCCAGAAAGACUUUAAUCUAGUACCUGUAAUCCGGAAUCCACGGUUUGGAAUCCAGAAUCCAAGACUGUAUUGGAUUCCCUCACAUGGAGCGGAAAAUGGUCCUAUAAAUCGGGGGUAGAUGGUAGCCCUGAUCGCGGCCGAGUAUGAAUGGCCUCUCGUAUCUUGCGCGGACGAAAUCAUGUGGUUUUCCAGGCCAAUAAUAACGAUCUCGAUCCUCUAUGUUUCUUAGUAAUCAUGCCGAAGCAAAUACCCCGAUGCUUCACAUUUUCACUAAAAUCGUCUGGCAUGGCUAAAAUUCCAGCAUCGGGUGUGGGUAAAGAAUUCCGUUUCAACUCAAAUUGUUGCCUAGUAUCUACUUUGUCUUGGUUUCUACUUCAGUGCUUGCGAAAAUUCCCAAAACUGACAACUGUAAUUUUUCAACGACUAACACACCCGUGCACCAAAAGCCUUAUUAAACUAAGGCACAAGCUUGGUUCGACAAACCAGGCUUACCAGGCUUGUGUAACGAAUGUGCAAAAGCCUGAUUAACCAGGGUAUUUUCUGGUAAUUCUUAGUAAGCUUGGUUAUUUAUUCUAACAACCAGGAAACGGCCAUCAUUUAACCAGCAGGCUCUAAAUGUACAAAAUGAACAACGCUCACCACGCUCAUAACCCGAGUUAUUUAAUGCAGUAAUAACUUCUCCGUCUGUGUCUCGUUACAGAUACCUUGAAACAGAACAUCUGAAGUACUGUUAUGAAGAAGCAGACGGGAUGGCAAAAUUACCGCUGAAGUCUGUUUACAUUAACGGCUUCCCAGAUCGUGCCCGUGCAACGAGUGGGAAAUUGCCAAAUGGUGACGUCAUAAACGCCACUGAGUCUUAUACCAAACUGUUGUCUUUCUUUACAAGUGGAGUUAUAUCACCUGAAAAACUUCGACAAAUGGGUAACAAAAAACUGAAAGAUCUACUCGAGCAGGUUAGAGAA
This is a messenger RNA of Porites evermanni, 4048 nucleotides long. Lineage: Eukaryota; Metazoa; Cnidaria; Anthozoa; Scleractinia; Poritidae. The record is from the annotation of a GenBank genome assembly.